AUGGAAGACGAUGAUGAUUUCGAUCCAAAUGCUGAAAAGACUAUGUUUAACAUAAAAUAUUCAAGCAUCAAAGAUAUAAGGGAACUCAAUAAUGGCUAAAUGUUAAGUUUGAGAAUUAUGCAUAGUCCAGAUCUUAUUUCAAUGCAAGGGAUUGAACAAUUUAGAUAACUGAAGCAGUUGAAUCUAUCAUAGAAUUCCAUCUAGGCUAUGAGUCUAAGAACGCUAAAUCAACUUGAAGUCUUAAAUUUGCAAUCGAAUAGAAUCAAAGUAAUUAACUGUGAAGGUUUGAGAUCAUUAAGGGUUCUUAAUUUAUCUUAUAAUUUGAUAUCUCUAUUGGGACCAUUAUAAAUUUUCACACAAUAAGGCUAUUAAUUGAAAUCCCUAGAUUUAAGAAGUAAUAGCAUAUCUGACUUGAAUGAACUUAAGUACCUGCAAGGAACAAAUCUAUAGGAUGUGUUCUUUAAUAGUGAUCGAAGAAAGAAUCCCAUUUGCGAAAACUUAAAUCAAUAUUACAAAUAGAUAAUCAAAUAUGUACCUUAGAUAGUUAAUGUUGAUAAUAAACCAAGAAAUGAGUUAUAAGAAAACGAUGGGGAUGGUUCAAAUAACAUUACCUUCAAAUUGCCAAAGUAAUAACAGGCAAACAUUGAGAAGGAAGCAGAAAUGAGAGUCGAAGUCAUUUAAUUAUAGUAGAAAGUGAAGGAGUUAUCAUAGUAGAAUAAGGAGAUAAUUUACAAAUUUGAGUGCAAUGAUAAGUACUGGAGUAGUAAAUGCUCGAAUUUAGAGAGAGAGAUUAUUGACUUAAACAAGUUUAAUCAAGAGUUGAAUUAAGAGAAUAAAAGAUUUAGAAGAGAGAUAGAGUCUUUGAAUGAAUAGAACGAGUAUGAUAAGUAAUAAUAAAAGGAUUUGAUUAACAAAAAAGAAAGAAAGGAUGAAUUGAUCACACAAUUACAAAAUAAAAUAAGUGAGUUACUCUAAUUAAAUGGUUAAUUAAGCAAGGAGAAUUAAAUUUUAAUUGAAUAAUAAAACGUUCAAAAAGUAAAAGAUUAAGAAAAGGAAUUUAAAUUAUCUGAGUAUAAAAUUCAAUUGAAGGAAGCAGAAAAACAAUUGCAAGAAUUUCAUAAGAAUGCUGUUGAACAAGCAAGCUAAACCCUUAUGAGGUAGGAGUAACUGCAAUCAAAGUCUGAAUAGAUCAAUUAGGAAAAUCGAUCAUUAUACUAGGACAAUUCAUAGUUAAAAAGGAGAAUUUAAGAGUUAUUAGAAAUAUGUAGAGAAUGGGAAGUUAAGUUUGAAACUUCUUAAAAGGAGAACGAAUAACAAUUUUAGAUUUAACUGCAAUAAAUCACACAUGAGUACGAAUAAAAGCUUUAAGUGUAAUAAAGUUAGCAUGAAUAAUAAUUGCAGGAAUUUGAAACAGAGAGUAAAUUGAUGUAAGACUAGUUAGAGAAUGAAUUUAGAAAUCUAUUUCAAGAAAAUAUGGAAAAAUUUAAACAAUUGAAAUUGUAAUAUGAUGAAAAGUGCAGAAUAGAGGUUCAACAGAGUCAAGAGAUUAAGAUAUUGUAGGGCAGACUACUAGAAUAAGAGAACUUAAUAAAGGAAUUGCAAUCUGCUUUAAUUCGCUUAAAGAGAGAAGUGCAAGAAUUUUGUUAGGAGAAAGAUCUGGCUAAAAGAGAACACCAAAUUAUUCAAUCAGGAUUGCAAAGGGAUAUUAAUAUUCUUUAAGAAUAAUUACUGGAGUGUUAGACAAGAUUGCAAUAAUAUGAUCGGGAAUUGAGAUUAAAAAAUGAUGAAUUAUAGACAAUAAAUUAAGAGAAUGAUAGACUGAGGGCAUAAAAUAAAUAGAAAAUAUAGAACGAAUAAUUAGUAGAUGAAUUAUAGACAAAUUUAACAAUUAAAAAUAAAAUGUUGGAUGAUAAAAAUGAUACUAUUGAUGAAUUAAAACAAUAAUUAAAUUAAUUAAGAAAUUAGGAGGGGAAUGCUUCAGAUGACUAUUUGAAACUAUAAAAGAAGUAUGAUAGAUAAUCAUAGAUCAUUGAUGAAUUAGAAAGUUAAUUACAACAAAUAUAGGAGGAAUAUGAUUAAAAGAAUAAGGAUUUAAAGGAUAAAAAGUAAUUGAUUUCCAUGUUUGAGAAAGAGAUUGAAGAGAUUGAAAUUAAGUAGGACAGGGAGAUCAAUGGAUUAAAGUUAGAAUUGUAAGAAAAGGAGGGUUAAUUAUAAGAAUUAGUUAAAAUGUUGAAUAAUGCAAAAGAGGAAUUAAUAAAAAAAGAUGAAAAGAUCAGAGAACUCUUAGUUUAAUAUCAAGCAAUAGAGAAACAACUCUUUGUGAUAGAUAAAUAGAAUGAAAUUACAGUAAAAUAGAAGGAUAAAUAAAUAGUUGAAAUGAGGUCUUAAUUGUAGCAAAUUCAGGAGGAAUUGAAUUUGAUGAUUUAGGAAAAUAUCUAAUUGAAAACUAAAGCCAGGGAGAACUUAUAAAAUUUGCACAAAUUAUUUUAAUAAUGA
Messenger RNA from Paramecium tetraurelia, 2496 nucleotides. RefSeq lists its product as uncharacterized. The record is from RefSeq and is a predicted model, not a curated record. Lineage: Eukaryota; Ciliophora; Oligohymenophorea; Peniculida; Parameciidae. The transcript has 5 exons. Gene Ontology annotation, molecular function: protein binding.